AUGAAAGUCACCGCGGCAGGCAUUUGUCAAAAGAGGGGUUUUGCCUCGAUCGCUGACUGUGUUUCCUCCUCCCAUUCACCUUCUCGCCGUCCCCUCUCGUCUUCCACGUUGAUGCAAAUGGUCUCAGAAGUUGACAAUGAUAACGUUUUCAUAAAGAAGCCAUUGCAGCUUGAGGACGAGAUGGAAAGAAAGGGCAUAUUUGAGGAGAAGUUGAAGGAGAUGAAGGAAAGAGUGGCCAUAUUUGAGAAAGAGAUAGAGGAGAUGAAGGAGAAGGAGGUGAUGAUGGAGAAGGCGGAGGAGGUGGUGGAGGUAGAGGAGUUGAUGGAGCGGAUCGAGAAGAUGGAGGAGAAAACCAAGGAGAUGAAGGAACGGUUGAGCAAGAUGUUCGAUGUCGUCGCUGAGCGAUUAUUCCUCAGACCAUGAGGACACAAUCUUCUAGUUUCACGAGGCGAAGGAAGUCUUAGUUUAUUUUUUAGAUUUGGCAACAAAUUCAAUGCGUAAAUGAUUCCUGAGGUUGCGCGUUAUCUGGACCGGGACAAGGGCAAAAGGAUGGAUGCGCAGGCUAAUGCAGCUGC
Marasmius oreades (fairy-ring Marasmius) is the source of this 575-nucleotide messenger RNA. RefSeq lists its product as uncharacterized. NCBI's taxonomy places the organism in Eukaryota, Fungi, Basidiomycota, Agaricomycetes, Agaricales, Marasmiaceae. Bases 1 to 423 code for a protein of 140 amino acids. The record is from RefSeq and is a predicted model, not a curated record. The transcript is spliced from 2 exons.